Messenger RNA from Myzus persicae (green peach aphid), 1542 nucleotides. RefSeq lists its product as uncharacterized. The transcript has 2 exons. Bases 545 to 1033 code for a protein of 162 amino acids. The record is from RefSeq and is a predicted model, not a curated record. NCBI's taxonomy places the organism in Eukaryota, Metazoa, Arthropoda, Insecta, Hemiptera, Aphididae.
AAUGUAGGAAAAAGUGGCAAAUAUAUUUUCAAAAAAUCAAAAUGUUGGUUUGUUUUAUGAAAACUACACAAAAAAUUUGAUUUUUUUUUCAGAAACCUACGUAUUUCAACUUUAUGCAUAACAACUCUUCUAGAAGGUAGAUGGCUCUAGCAGUCUGGUUAUAUAUACGUUUUAUUCACGGCUAAAGAUAAUAUUAUCUAGAUCAUGGAUAGUAGCCUAUACUCUAUUGAAGUUCAGAAACUUAGAAACGUACUCAGCGGCCAAAUGCACAAGUCGGGCCGCGCACAUAGGGGACGUCGCUAUAUGAGGAUAUUACACGCUAUUACGGGCUACAACCACGAUUAAAGAUAUACUUAUACCUUAGGUAUAUAAUAUAUACUUAUAUCUUUAAUCGUGACUACAACAGGCAUACAGAUAACUAACAGUCAACAGAGUGGGCAGCACGAACAGGCGUCGCCUGUCUGCGCCCGACGUAAAGAGGACACCACCCGGCCACCGACUACGUUCCUUAACUUGAUCAGAGUGACAGAAUAGAUAGUAAAAAAUGAAUGGAGACGAAGGAGGCAUUAAAUUUGUAAAUUGCAUUGGUUCAGACAUAAAUAUAUGGAGAAAACUACCAUAUGAUGAAAAUUAUGAAUGUGAAACUUGUUUACUGUAUGAUGAACCUGAAUAUCAUCUUGAUGAUCCUGAAUGUGUUAAUACUACUUGGAAAUUUUUUGACCAUAUAACAAAAAGAUAUCUAUUAGGAAACGGAAAAGAAAUUUUUCAUUACCAAAAAUAUGAAUGCCCUCCACUAAUAGUUAAAAUUAGCACUCCGUUAUAUACAUUACAAGAACUUUGCAAAUACACAAUUUCGACAAGGCUUUUGGUGAACAAUAUUAGUAAUACAGCAAUUGAUGAAAUGGAAUUACCCGAACAGUUUAAAAUUGAUAUAAAAAGUUGUGUACAGAAAUUAAGAGAACAAUAUGAUGCAGAUGGAGAUGAUUGUAUUCAAGAUUGGACAGUAUACCACGAAGAAGAAUAUCAUUAUUAAAAUGUUUUAAAUAAAAGUUUUUAUAUAAUAUUCUUCAUUAUACACAUUUUAAUCAUUAUUUUUAAAUAUUACAUUAUUUAUUUAUUUUUCUUGAAAAAUAUCAUCAUGAUUUCAAAAUAAAAACAUUUAAUCCUCAAGUUACUUUGUUUUAAUACUGAUUUUGUGUUUCCCCUGGAGCCAACAUUAUUCAUCAAACAUAGACAUUUAGUGAAUUAUGCAUCAAAUUAAAAAUUGUAUUGGUCACAGCAAUUCAAAACAAUGUAUAUUUUAUAAUAUACUAUAUAGCAGAAGUUCCCAAACUGUGGGUUAGGUUUAUUUGCGUUAUAUUUUUAAGUAAUACAUAUUUAGACAUGUGUUUCUAUUACUUAUUGUUGAUGUUUAAAUUUAGUUUUAUCAUAAAUUGUUUUCUGCUUACAUCACAAUUACGAAUUUACUGCAACCGUGUGAAUACAAGGCAAUAAGAUUAGUAGUUAUUGAAAAGAUAGCAAUUUAUUGCUAUAAUAAAUUCC